Molecule: messenger RNA, 462 nt
Organism: Populus trichocarpa (black cottonwood)
Lineage: Eukaryota; Viridiplantae; Streptophyta; Magnoliopsida; Malpighiales; Salicaceae
Exons: 1
Coding region: 1-462 (153 amino acids)
Molecular function (GO): protein binding
Source: RefSeq, a predicted model, not a curated record
AUGGGUGAUAUGAAAUCCUUAACUGAGCUGCUAGCCGAUGGGAUUGAAAAUGAGCAAUUUCUCUCUUCAAUUGGACAAUUAAAGUAUGUCAGAAGAUUAUCAUUGCGUGGAUACAGUUUUAGCCAGGACUCACCAUCAUGGCUUUCACCGUCAUCUACAUCUUGGCCUCCAUCAAUUUCUUCUUUUAUUUCAGCAAGUGUUUUAUGUUUGAAACGUUUGCUACCAACAACUUUCAUCGAUUGGAGAUCAGUGAAAAGUCUUGAACUUCCUUAUGUUGGUUUGUCUGAUCAAGCAACUUACUGUGUUGAUUUUAGGGGUUUUUCCUCUCUAGAAGAACUGGAUCUAUCAGGAAACAAAUUCUCUAGCCUGCCUUCUGGGAUCGGCUUCCUUCCCAAGCUAAGGGUCUUGUUUGUCACAGAUGCAAAUAUCUUGUAUCAAUCCCAGAUGUUCCCUCAAGUUUAA